AUGGAAACCAUGAAAUCCACAACUUAUCUCUAUCAGACUGAAGCAACUGAUGGUAUCUCCAAUAAGGCCAUGAUAUCUGAAAUAGAUUUUUCUGAGAAAAGCACACCUCAAGAAUAUGGUCUAUAGUCAAGGAGAUUCUUUCAACUUAUACUAAUGACUGCAGCUUUUACUUUGAAUGCAGUGGCUUUCUCAGUAGAUAAUCUGCAACCACCAGACUAUCUUUUCUAUUUCUCGCAUUUGGCUUUUCCUUUCUUGCUUACCAAAAGUUUGUGGGUCAUAGAUGAGCUAGGAGUCAAGCAUAUGCUAGUUAUAGCCAUGAUUUUCCAAACUUUAGCUCUUUGGUUUGGAAGAACAUUCAGCUCUAAAGUAUUUGGAACAGAUUUGGUUGCUCCUACAUUUUCUGAGAUUUUGAAUUCAGUGGCGUUCGUCUUACUUCUUAAUUCAAAAACUAAGUUCAGUAGCCAAUGGUUUGACUAAAAAGGAAGAAUUUAAUCAACUGCUACAAUGCUUGGGGGUAGACAGAUUGGUCUAUAUUUAGUUUACUGGUAUUUGAAGUUAGCUGGCUAUGAUUACAAGGACUAUUUAAUGGCAAGCAGCUUUUAGUUUGCUUGUGCUGUAAUUAACUUCGCACUUCUCCUACUCGUCAUACUAUUCUUCAAUAAUGAACCUGAAAAAUUAUCAUCCCGUAGUCAAAGGCAAACCAAAAAAUAAGACAAACUCGGCUUUGAUACCUAAUUUGAAUAAUUUAUGUAAAGCGAUGACAGAGUAGAUUACAUGAAAAUUUUAAUCUCCUUAGCUGUAUAUUGCUAUUGCUCCCCAUACAACUUCUACUGGUAUUUGUUCUAUAACAAUGGAGUGAAUCUUGAAAAUGAUCAAUUUGUCGCUCAUCUUAUAUAGCCAAUAGUCUUCACUGUAGGCAUCUUAGUAUUUGGAUUUCUCCUAUCAUAAAGUUUAUCUUUCAGGAAAACAAUUAUCUUCCUAAUUAUAAUGAAUAUUGCUGCAACAAUAGCAACUGAGCUUUGCUAUAUAUUGAACUCAAACGUUGCAAUGUAAGUAUGCUAUUGUAUCCAUGCUUUCUUUGUGGGAGGUCUUAAAAUUACAAUAUUCGAGAUGGUCACUGAUUAUUCAUACCCUAUUAGCCCAAGUGUUACUCUGGGUAUAUUUAACACAUUCAGUAGCACUGUCAUCCUAUCCUUGACUAUGAUGAGUGACGAAAUCGAUAGAACUUUUAACAAUGACGAGUAUGAAAAUAACCUAUUCAAUGAUAUUAUUCAGUUGGUCUUCAUAGGUGUCUUGACCUUUGCUUGUAUUAAAUUUAUGAGGGAUGAACAAAAGAGCAAGAGAACUCAGCAUGAUUAGAAUUAUUAAACAGGCCACAUAUCAGGAUAUUGA
Messenger RNA from Stylonychia lemnae, 1392 nucleotides. The record is from the annotation of a GenBank genome assembly. NCBI's taxonomy places the organism in Eukaryota, Ciliophora, Spirotrichea, Sporadotrichida, Oxytrichidae.